CUGUUUGUGCAAAUAGCAAGAAAUUGUUUCGUUCCAUGCACUGUCGUCCGUCGUCCAAGCGGGGUCGAUUUUGUCCCGGCAAAAAUCUCAAUAUCUAGCAAAAUUAACGUCUUCGCUUUGAUUCAUUUUGUCCAUCAAUCGUUUAAUAGGGCCAAAAUAAAAAUGCGGGACACGAGCAGCGACGUGGAUAGCUUGGCGGCCGCGCUGCAGCAAAGCUCCCUGACGCUCGGCACGGUCUCGUUCGACGGCCAAGGCUUGAAGCUGAACGACGAGCAGGACGCGGACAAGGUUGUCCAGGAAAUGGCCAAGCACCGCGGCACGAUGGAGGUGCUCAACCUGGCCGGCAACACCCUGGGUGUGAACGCGUGUAAAGCCAUCGGCAAGGAGAUCGAGUCGCACCCUGAGCUGCGUUUCGCCCUCUGGAAGGACAUGUUCACGGGACGCAUGAAGGAGGAAAUCCCGGACGCCCUCCGCUUCCUGGGGUGCGGCCUCGUCUUAGGCAAGGUCAAGCUGACCGAGCUGGACCUGAGCGACAACGCCUUCGGACCCAUCGGCAUCGGCGGACUGAUCACCCUGCUGAAGAGCGAACCCUGCUUCAGUCUGCACAUCCUCAAGCUCAACAACAACGGCCUCGGCAUCAGCGGCGGAAAGUUGCUGGCCAAAAGCCUGCUGGAGUGUUACGAAGCCAGCGGCCACCAGUUGGCCCUCAGGGUCUUCAUCGCCGGCAGAAACAGACUUGAAAAUGAAGGAGCCAAGGCCUUAUCUCAGGUAUUUUCCACCCUGGGCUCUCUUCAAGAAAUCACGAUGCCUCAAAACGGAAUUUACGCGCCUGGCUUGAAGGCGCUGAGCGAGGCGUUCAAAAAUUGUCCUGACCUGAAAGUGCUGAAUUUGAACGACAACUGCAUGGCGCGGCAGGGCGCCGUGUCUGUGGCUGAGGCGUUGCCCUUGCUCAAAAACCUCCAGUCGGUCAAUUUCGGCGACUGCCUCGUCAAGUCCGACGGUGCCAUAAAAAUUGCCUCUGCUCUGAAAGCCAACGAGAAACUGGAGGAGGUGAUUCUCUCCUUUGACGAAAUAAAAUCUCGCGCACUGCCGGUGAUUUGCGACUCGUUACGCGGAAAGACGGCUCUGAAGAUUCUUGAUCUUGAGGGCAACACUUUUGGCAGCAAAGGCAGAGAAAUUCUGACUCGAUAUCCGGAUCUGCCGAUUAAACUUGGCGAAGACGAGGACGAAGAGGAGGAGGAGGAAGAGUCUGAAGAAGAGGGGGAGGAGGAGGUAGAGGAAGAAAAGGAGGGAGGGUCUGAAGAAGAAGAAGAGGGAGAAGUGGUUGCGACCACCCCUGUCAAAGCGGCACAGCCGCAGGUCAUCCAGGUCACGGAGUCUCCGGAAAAGGAGUUGAGUGUUGAGCAGUUCCUGAAGGAGCCCCUUUCCAGAAAAUUCUCCCUGCUUGGCACGGAGCGCUACUCAAAAAUCAAAAGCUACUUCGAAAGUCUCGCGGAAUCCGAUUUGACCACCAGGGGCGUUGAACUCUUCAUGUGUGUCUGCAGUUCUGCGGCUUGCAAGGAUGAAAAGAUAAAGUCGGACGCGCUUGAGAUUGGUUUGCUGCUUUUCACGAAGUUGUUUGACUGGGCCAAAAAGAGCGAUUCCGUCUCGCUGCUGAACAAUUCCUUGCUGAUCAACAUGCAGCUGAUCAAGGCGGAGGAGGGCAACAAGUACAAGCCAGUGGUGUGGAACAUUGAGGGGUGCUUGAUUGUGCUGGAGAAAAUUUGCAACCAAAGCCUGUUGCCCAACCUUACCAAAGACAUUCUCAAAUUGUUCCUUCAGCGACCUCAUGUUAAAGUUAAUGACUACCUUGAUGCUAAAAACAGACUGUUAGCUGCGCUUUAGUCUGGUUUAUUUUUAAUUUUAUUCAUGUUCGCCUGACACUCCAUUUCUUACAAUAAUUUAUGUGUAAUAAAAUUAUGAUGUUCUCUUAAAA
Messenger RNA from Neocloeon triangulifer, 1975 nucleotides. It is a transcript of the gene RanGAP, whose product is annotated as ran GTPase-activating protein 1. Gene Ontology annotation, molecular function: small GTPase binding; single-stranded DNA binding; ubiquitin protein ligase activity. The record is from RefSeq and is a predicted model, not a curated record. Gene Ontology annotation, cellular component: nucleus; cytosol; perinuclear region of cytoplasm. NCBI's taxonomy places the organism in Eukaryota, Metazoa, Arthropoda, Insecta, Ephemeroptera, Baetidae. Gene Ontology annotation, biological process: nucleocytoplasmic transport; activation of GTPase activity; DNA damage tolerance. The coding region runs from base 163 to 1884 and encodes 573 amino acids. The transcript has 3 exons.